GAAGUCUCGCAAAUAGGAGAAGGUCGAUUGGAUGGGAUAUCUUGAACGCCUUUUCUUUUUCGAGUUGCGCAGGGAAACUUGUUUUUAUCUAUUGUUGUUUUUUAUUAUUCUUUUUUAAUUUCAUCGAUUGUACGGAAUACAUUAUACAUAUAUCCAUUAGGACACGUAUAAUUAACUAAAAUACCCAACGUACUUGAGCUAAUUGUGGAUAUAUUUUUACAACAUACCAACAACCAACAUUAGCUGCUAGCACAACAUAACAUCAUCGAUCGCGGCCUCUCUUGUGCGACGUCAAACCCCCUGAGUCUGCGUCGGGGAUCCAAAUCCGUUGUAAAAUCCCGCUGCAAGCCGUAGGAACGGGAAGGAAAAGACGAAAGAAGAUAUAGGCGAGAUAGAGAUAGUCAGUUAAGACAUCCGACGAGAUGGGCGAAUUCCCAACGCUGGUCCGGCCGCCGCCGCUCGACACGUCCAAGGCGCCUAUCGAGAACGCGCUCGAGCUAACUGAGUUGAGCAUCAUCGGACCUGAUCUCUUCACCAAUACGCGCGAGCUCUGGCAUCCACCCGGCGCGCGGGGGAUCUACGGAGGCGCCGUUAUUGCGCAGACGCUUGCUGCUGCCCAACGCACUGUCCCGCCGAACUUCGUAGUACACUCGUACCACUGCUUCUUCGUGCUAGCAGGCGACUCCAGCGUGCCCAUUUUGUACCAUGUCGAGCGUGUGCGCGAGGGCCGGUCCUUCUGCACCCGCACCGUGCAGGCCCGCCAGCGCGGCCAUGCCAUCUUCACCGUCACGUGCUCGUUCGUGCGCGAGGGCAGCGGUGGCGAAGAGUCCGUCUCGCACGCCGUGCCCGUGCCCGCCGAGGCGCUCGCCCAGACCCCUCCCGACGACUACCAGGACCCGCCGUUCCUGCGCCGGGCCGGCGACGAUCCGUUCCAGAGCUUCCGAUGCAAAGCCCCCGGGGACGGCGACGACGAGAGCUCACCCGCGACCAAGCGCGUGUGGCAGUGGGUUCGCGCGCGCGGCAAGAUCAGCGAGAAGGGCGGUCUUAGGGCGCAUCUGAGCGCGCUGGCAUACGUUAGCGACUCGUACUUCAUCGGGACGGUCAGCCGCAUCCACCGACUGUGGCGGUACCCGGUGCGACCGGAGGACAUCGGGAGGCUGGAGCCGGACGUCCGGGAGCACCUGGAGCAGCUGAACGAGUGGGAGGGGUACGGGACGCUGGAGAGUACGGCGAAGCGGCCUGAGGUGGGCAUGAUGGUGUCGCUGGACCACUCGAUUUACUUCCAUAACCCGAGCAAGGUGCGCGCCGACGAGUGGAUGUUCGUCGAGAUGGAGAGUCCCUGGGCGGGAGACGGUAGGGGUGUGGUUAUGCAGAAGAUUUAUAGCCGCGAUGGGACGCUGCUUGCUACCGCGUUUCAGGAGGGCGUUGUAAGAUUAAAGAAGAAGAAGAACCAGGAGAAGGCGAAGCUAUAGAAGGCCGUGGCUAGCCUUGCUACGUAAGAGGAGAAGGGGUAAUAGAAAGGGACCUAGCGAGGUGUUUGUGCUUGCUUGCUAGUUAGAAUGGAGUUUUGUAAGUUGGAUGGGAUUUAUAGACUUGUUAUUCAUAGCCGUCGGGGGGGUUGAAGACGUGGUUCGGGAGGCUGCAUAGUACAAUCGGCAUAUGCAAAGGUCUCACGCGAGUAUGUAGAUGCGAAUUUUUAGAUUAUAGUAGAUACCUACGUACACAGAAUUAUACCCGUUCGUAUGUCCGAUUCCCAU
Messenger RNA from Daldinia loculata, 1757 nucleotides. Its product is annotated as Thioesterase/thiol ester dehydrase-isomerase. The transcript is spliced from 4 exons. Gene Ontology annotation, molecular function: fatty acyl-CoA hydrolase activity. NCBI's taxonomy places the organism in Eukaryota, Fungi, Ascomycota, Sordariomycetes, Xylariales, Hypoxylaceae. Gene Ontology annotation, cellular component: peroxisomal matrix. Gene Ontology annotation, biological process: fatty acid catabolic process; acyl-CoA metabolic process. The record is from RefSeq and is a predicted model, not a curated record. The coding region runs from base 423 to 1472 and encodes 349 amino acids.